AUGGUACUCACAAUGGAUUCUUGGUUUGCCCUGAGAAUGUUUAACGUCCCUCAGCGCCUGGGCCUCUCAGAAAACGCCAAGGUGAUGCUGCAGGCUCUCGAAGACCACAAGUGCAGAUCCCUCGAGGAGGCUGAGAUCGGCCGCAUGCUGCGUCUGAGCCCUGGCAGACGCCUGUCUAUGAUCGAAACCAUCCGGAAGUGCACCACCAUGAUGGCGAAGAAGCAAGAGGAAGUUGCCGUCUGUGUCUUGGUCAUUCAGAUGUGCACCGAGGUCUUGGAGAUUGCCAAUCGCCCUCCUUCCAACACUCAGUUCCCCUUCAUGAAGCUGCCCCGCGAGAUUCGAGCCCGUGUGUUGGGCAUGAUCAUCGACGCCGGUCCCAAGAGCUGUCGUCUGCCCCCGGUUAAGCGUUCUCAGCAGUAUCACCCAUGCAACUGUGCCAACCCGGAGAGGCGCCAUGUGGAAUUCCUGACGCCCAAGCAGUGGGCAACGUAUAAGAUUCUCGGCAAAGCGCUGCGUGAAGAGUUCUAUCCUAUCUUUUACGAGCGACAGACCCAAUACUUCACUUGCUGCUGCGAUCUUCUCAGCCAGCUUCAAGCCAACCGGUGCCUUCGAGACUACCUGCACAAGGCUGAGAUUCACUGGUGCGGUCCCAAAUCUGACAAAGCGUUCAAGGAGUUGGCAAAGUGCCCCAACCUCACGGAGUUGACCAUCAAGCUCUCCAAGGGUACCACUGCCAUCCUCAAUGACCGCGAGGAGAAGCUCCAACCUUUAUUCCCCCUCAAUUACAGGAGCAGGAGGAUCACUGACAGCCUUGGAGCCGACGAGCUCUUUGCCAUUCGAGGUGUCAAGGUGGUGGAUGUCCAGCAUGUCCAAUCGGCUCAGAAGCUUCAGCUGAACGACUUUGAACGCCAGGGUCUACACUCAGCCCUGGAGGUCACCGUCUUGCACCCCAGGCAGUGUAUCCACGAGAGCUUUCGACCGCUCCCUUCCUACUAAGCAGAAGCAUUCGGCAGAAUGACAUUCCAGCCUACCAUCCAGGUUCCCGAUUUGUCAACUAUGUUGACGAUGAAUGGGGGUGAAAGGUUGAGUACGGAACAAGACUGAGGCCAGCAGAAGAGGCUGGCCGGCAGUCUCUGCUUUGAUGCGGAACAAAUUGAGGAACAAGACUCUAAUUGGCAGCCGACAGCAUGCGGGCCACUACUUUGAUUCGAAACUGGGGUAUAGGAGUUUAUAGGCUUGAUUUUGAGGACUUUGCUAGCCGUCCCCUUC
This is a messenger RNA of Colletotrichum navitas, 1269 nucleotides long. RefSeq lists its product as uncharacterized. Bases 1 to 996 code for a protein of 331 amino acids. The transcript has 2 exons. The record is from RefSeq and is a predicted model, not a curated record. Lineage: Eukaryota; Fungi; Ascomycota; Sordariomycetes; Glomerellales; Glomerellaceae.